Molecule: messenger RNA, 2640 nt
Organism: Nymphaea colorata (pocket water lily)
Lineage: Eukaryota; Viridiplantae; Streptophyta; Magnoliopsida; Nymphaeales; Nymphaeaceae
Product: O-fucosyltransferase 27
Exons: 10
Coding region: 302-2320 (672 amino acids)
Cellular component (GO): Golgi apparatus; cytoplasm
Source: RefSeq, a predicted model, not a curated record
UCUCUCUAACCCGCCCUCUUUCCUUUGGCACGUGCGACCUCAGCACUGGAGCCGCACUGGAGUGCUUCCCACGUGCAUUAAGCUUGAUCGGCCACAUUUCUGGUCUGCACUGUCGAGGACAGCAGCAGCAGCAGCCCUUGUGAAAAGAAAGAGGAGGAAGGAGAAGAAAGAAAGGAAGAAAGAGAUAACAUGAUGGGGAAUCAAGCUGAUGGAUUCUGUUGGGUCUUCUGAGUUCACCGUUUCUGUGGUGUCCUUAGUGUAGUAGUGUGAUUGUCCGGAUAUUUGGCUCCGCCUAUGUGAAAUGAAAACGGUUGUGUUCAAGUCCAAGAUGAAAUGGGCAGCACUACUGGGAUUGGUGUUGUCCAUAUUUUCCCUCGUCUCCCAUCUCUUCCUUGCAAGAUAUACGGGGAGGUACUUGGUUGAGCACAGGCCUCAGAUCACCAUCUUCACAUGGCGACCCAUCUUUGAGACGUCUGAUGUUCUCCACACUAACGCCAAGUUUAUGAGAUUAUGGGGUCCUGUGAAGUCUCUUGGAUCUCUGAUGCCACUUGCAAAUCCUAGAGGAACAUACAAAGCUCCUGGACUGAAGCACAAUGGUUUUGUGUUUGUGAAGAUACGAGGAGGGUUCCAUGAGAUCAGGAAUGCUAUAAGUGAUAUAGUUGCAAUUUCUAGACUUCUUAAUGCUGCUCUAGUUAUUCCAGAGCUUCAAUCGACCACAAGCUCCAAAGGAGUAAGCUCUGGUUUUAAAAGCUUCAACUACCUUUAUGAUGAGGAUCAUUUUGUAGCAGCAUUGGCAAAAGAUGUGAUGGUUGUGAAAACCCUUCCUAAACAGCUGAAAGUUGCAAAGAAAAAUAAUGAUGUGCCUGUGUUUACAGUUCGCUUUUCAACGUCACCAGAUUUUUACCUUAAGUCUGUUCUUCCGAUGCUAAAGCAGCACAGAGUUGUGGAAAUACUUGUUCCAGAUGGUGGGUGCUUGCAGGCUCUUCUUCCACCUGUUUUUGAAGAAUACCAAAGAUUAAGAUGUAGAGUUGCAUUCCAUGCCCUUCGAUUUCGUCGUGAAGUUCAAGAACUUGGUACCAAAAUAGUACGUAGGUUACAAUCUUCAGGGAGGCCGUUUAUUGUAUUUGAUCCUGGAUUGACCAAAGAUGCUUUAGCUUAUCAUGGUUGUGCUGAACAGUUCCAGGAUGUGCACACUGAAUUAAUGCAGCAUAAAAGGAAAUGGAUGAUCAAGCAUGGGGUCAUCAAGGGAAACCUUUCUGUAGAUUCUGUGCAACGGCAUCUGAAUGGCACAUGUCCUUUGAUGCCAGAAGAGAUUGGUAUUGUUCUUCGUGCAUUUGGGUAUCCACAGGAUACAAUAAUAUAUGUUGCUGAAGGAGAAUUAUUUGGUGGCCAGAGAUUGAUGAUUCCUUUACAUUCCAUGUUUGAUAAUGUUGUUGACAGGACUUCCCUCACUACUAUCAAAGAAUUGACUGCUAUAUAUGGCCAUGAGGAUUUCUCAGGUUCCUUGUCUCAUCCUCUGCCUCCAGUAGUUUCAGAGGAAAUGAGGAUUGCUGCCUGGAAAAAAUCUGGUCCACGCCCAUGGCCUCUUCCUCCACCACCAUCAAGGCUCAAAUAUCAAUAUAAUAGUGAAGGAUGGUGGGGCUGGGUUGCUCAAAGUGAGAGGGAACCACAACCAACAAUCAUGGAGCUGAGAACACAAGCUCACAAGCUGCUGUGGGAUGCCAUUGAUUACAUAGUCUCUAUUGAAGCAGAUGCCUUCAUCCCUGGUUUUGAUCGCGAUGGCAUGGGACACCCUAAUUUUGCAAGCUUGGUUAUGGGUCACAGACUUUAUCUGAAUGCUGCGACAAAAACAUUUCAUCCAGAUAGGAAAACAAUUGCCUUGCUUUUGGAGGAAGUUCGCAGCCAUCUGUAUCAAGCGAAUCGGACUUGGGUAGCAUCAGUAAGAAAGCACCUCACGGACUCUUUGAUCAAAGGUUUGACAGAAGCUGCAGCAAACUCAAAACCGUUAUCCUUCUUGUCCCAUCCUGUUCCCGAAUGUCUAUGCAUUAGGAGGUCCUCACACUUAUCUCAAAAUAGUUCUUCAAAUGCAACAAAUAUUCGGGACAAUAUUGCGAUGGGAGUUGAGUACAGAUGCCCGGAAGGGAUGAAUGGCAGCAAAGUGUCACAUUUAGAAAGUUAUGAGGAAGAGGAUUUGGAAGAAUCUGAUGACAUAUCUAGCAAAUUUUUUCAGCAGGCCAGAAUGUCAGCACAUGCAGUGGAAACAAAUAUGAAGGACGUCCAAUUAGAAGAUCAAGACGAGAAUGAAGGUGGUGAACGAUAACACUGAAUGAAAAAUAGAGUUAACUUGGUGCUGGUAGCAGUUAUUCUUUGUCACUCCUCCCUUGGCGAAUUUCAGGUUGUGUACAUAACUCAUAUUCGUAGAGGCUGGUGAAACUUCACAAGAUUGGUUUCUCUGUUCAUUGCCCAGGAAGAGUGAAGCUUCAUGUAACAUAUUGGUCUUGUAGUUGUGAAAACCCAAUUUUGAUUAUUUAAUGCAAUGGGUGAUCAUACCUACUGACGAAAAUCUUUUUUAAAGUUGCUAUUCAUAUGUAUUACUUGUAUUCGUGAAAACUUUGAUAAUUUUAUUUCCCUUUUCAUCAA